Molecule: messenger RNA, 1606 nt
Organism: Impatiens glandulifera
Lineage: Eukaryota; Viridiplantae; Streptophyta; Magnoliopsida; Ericales; Balsaminaceae
Product: chromo domain protein LHP1-like
Exons: 6
Coding region: 113-1300 (395 amino acids)
Biological process (GO): heterochromatin formation
Cellular component (GO): nucleus
Source: RefSeq, a predicted model, not a curated record
GUUUGACAAGAGCCUUCUUCCUUCCUCGUGUCUCCUUUAACAGUCAAAUGAUUCUUCUUCUGAAAAAAGCAGAAAUCCGAUUCAUCGAAGCACCUAUAUAGAAAGAAAAGCCAUGAAAGGCGGAAAAAAGAAGUUUACUGGAGCAGCAGCAGGAUCAACACUCGCUAUGACGGAAACUUCAUCACAGUUGGAAAUAACGCCAUCGGAGUCGGACAAGGAGAUUCAAGCAGGUGAUGAUGAUGAAAUGGCCGCGUCUACUAUGAGUAAGAGAGAUCUUCAGAACGGAAAAGAAGACGACGAUGAGGAUGAAGAAGAAGAAGAAGAUGGAGGUAAGAGUUUUGAGAAUCAUGAAGACUGUGAAAUCGAAGAAGGAGAGCGCCCCAAGUUAGCUGAAGGAUUUUUUGAGAUCGAAUCCGUAAGGAAGAAAAGGAUUAGAAAGGGUGAAGCUCAAUAUCUCAUCAAAUGGCGUGGAUGGCCUGAGACAGCCAAUACUUGGGAGCCACUUGAGAAUCUAUUAGCAUGUUCAGAUAUCAUUGAUGCCUUUGAAGAAGACAGCUUGCAAUCUGGAAAGCCUAAAUCUACAAGAGGACGUAAACGCAAGUAUAAGCCAGUAACUCCCAGUCAACCCAUGAAGAAACAGAGGAUUUCCUCAGCAGCUUUAAAUGUUAGAGUGUUUGUAGAGCCAGUUCCCAUGGCUAAUUUGAAUGUUAACAGAAAAGUUGAGGAAUCUAAGGAGAAAAAUGAAUUGAAUUUAAAGCUUAGUCAACUAAGGAGUGAAUGUGAUGUAGAGGUUCAAACGAAUGAUCAAGAAACCUAUGUGUCUGAGAAGAUGAAGGGUUCUGCAUUAGGGUUUCCAAAAGUUGUUGACAAUUCUGAGCAAUGUCAAUCUGGUCGUUUUACUGGAGCUAAAAGAAGGAAAUCGGGUUCGGUUAAGAGGUUUAAACAAGAGAUAGCAUCGUCAAGUGUACCAAAUGACGAGAUGAAUAAAACAAUCAGAGACUCUAAUGGUGGUUCCUGUAGUAGAUCUGGAUGGCAAGAUACUACUACUAUCAAUCCAGAUUUUGCUAAGAGUUUGCUUGACAACAACUCUAAUGCUCUUGCCACCAUAACUAAGAUCAUCAGGCCUAUAAGCUAUUCGUCGACAGCGAUAAACAAUGUUAAUGACAUUUCGCUGACUUUCAUGGCUUUGAGGUCUGACGGUAAAGAAGUUGUCGUUGAUAAUAGAUUUCUCAAAGCAAAUAACCCACUUCUGUUGAUCAGUUUUUAUGAACAACAUCUCCGGUACACCCAAAUCCCUUGACAGGCAGGAACAGGAUUCAAGUCGUGAUCUGAGAUGCAGCCUGGACCAAACAUAGUAAGCUUGUUGUAUAUUUUGUGGACCAAACAUAGUAAGCUUGUUGUAUGUUUAAGGGGCGGUUUAUUUCCCUAUAUGAAGUUUUAACUGAUUUGUAUAGCAAUUGUCUCUUUCUUUUUUCUCGGACACCCUAGAUCCUUAAUGUUUACCUCGUGUGUAUAAGUAAUAUUGGUCCAGCAUAAUCGAGAUUGUUAGUGUUGUUCAUUCUCCAAAGUGAAUGUAAUGAAAAUCUUAAUUUUCUUUUGGGGAUCA